Temnothorax curvispinosus is the source of this 2782-nucleotide messenger RNA. RefSeq names its product alkaline phosphatase 4-like. The coding region runs from base 355 to 1983 and encodes 542 amino acids. NCBI's taxonomy places the organism in Eukaryota, Metazoa, Arthropoda, Insecta, Hymenoptera, Formicidae. The transcript is spliced from 8 exons. Gene Ontology annotation, molecular function: alkaline phosphatase activity. Gene Ontology annotation, biological process: dephosphorylation. The record is from RefSeq and is a predicted model, not a curated record.
AGCUGGCUUAUUGGCGGGCACGCUCCACUAUCCUCGCAUCGGCUUUAAACUCGCGCUUUCCGGCCGCAUCGCGCGAACCGAAAAGAAGUCAGAGCCGGCCGCGGGCGGCUUUUAUUACGGAUACUAUCGGCGACUGAUCAACUGGAGAAGUGGCGAGGUGAUUACAAAACGCGAUUUAAAGGACGCCGCUCGCUGUGCCGCGUGCUUCAUUCCCGACGAUGUCACGCUUCAAGACGCGCAUUGCCGAGACAUCGUUGAAUUGACGUAUCGACAGGUCCAAUCGAAUUGACACCGUCGUGGUGACACGCCGUAUACCGAGUUCCUUUACGACACCUCAGAGAAAAAACAUUCAUAAUGAAGCACUACAUUCUAUUACUUUGCAUCGUGGCAGCUCUUCGAGAUUCCGAAGCGAUACGUAAAGGAUCCACGGAUUAUGAAGAUAUGUCCUUCUGGCUGAAGUCCGGCCAAGAAACCCUGCACAGAAUCCUGUCGGAGCAGAAAAACGAGAAUCGUGCCAAAAACGUGAUCAUCUUCAUCGGGGACGGUAUGGGCCUGUCCACCAUUACGUCCGGUCGAAUCUAUAUAGGUCAGCUCAAUGGCCAAAGCGGUGAAGAAUACCAACUCGCAUUCGAGAAAUUCUCCAACACCGGCCUCGCCAAGACUUACAACGUAGACAAGCAAGUACCGGAUUCGGCGGGGACGGCAACUGCUAUAUUUUCUGGCGUGAAAACCAAAUACAGGCUUAUUGGACUGGAUGCCAGAGCCGAAAAUAGCAAAUGUGAUAAGAAAAUCAACGCAUUAAGCAAAGUCACCACGGUAGCUGAUUGGGCGCAGCAAUCCGGCAUGGAUACUGGAUUUGUUACCACUACUCGCAUCACCCAUGCCACUCCGGCGGGACUUUACGCGCACAUUAAUCAUCGAGAUUGGGAAUCCGAUAGUGACGUACCGAAGGAUCAACAAUCAUGCGUUAAAGACAUCGCAAGACAACUCAUUGAGGAUGAACCAGGAAGUCAGUUUAAGGUUAUCUUGGGUGGCGGAGCACAACAAAUGGGCUUGAAAUUGAAUACGAAUGAUUUAUCGCGAUCUGAUGGCAGAAACUUAGUAGACAAAUGGCAAGUGAGUCAUCCCAAAGGAAGAGCCGUCACCAACAUGCAGGACCUCAUGUCCAUCGAUAUAGCUAACACAUCGCACAUCUUUGGUGUUUUCUCACCUGGUCACAUGCCCUACCACGCCGUGAAGACUGACGAGAUACCCUCGCUAGCAAACAUGACGACGCAAGCCAUACGAUUGCUGAAGAAGAACAAAAAUGGAUUUCUGCUAAUGGUCGAGAGUGGCAAAAUCGAUUUAGCCCACCACGGCAAUUGGGCGAAACUCGCACUGCGCGAGUUGUACGAACUCGACGAGGCAGUUAAGGUGGCUCUACGGCUGUUAAAUAUGGAAGAAACGUUAAUCAUCGUCACAGCCGAUCACUCGCAUUCGUUCACACUGAACGGAUAUCCCGAGAGAGGCAACGAUAUCCUCGGUUUCGCCAGCAAAUCAUCUAGCAGGGAAGCCUACGAAACGCUAUCCUACGCUAACGGUCCAGGAUUCUACUACCAUCGAAGAAACGACAGCAACAACGUCAACGAGACCUGGAGAAAAGUCGAGGAAGAUCAGACUCGCGACGAACCCUUCUACAGGCACUUUGCUGCCAAAUACCUCAAGGACGAGACUCACGGCGGAGAAGAUGUCGGGGUUUAUGCUACCGGCCCCUAUUCGCACCUGUUCCGAGGUACUUUUGAGCAAAAUUACAUUGCUCACGCCGUAGCGUAUGCGGCAUGCUUUAAAGACUGGCCGUCUCAUUGUGACAGCGCUUAUCGUCGUUACUUUUACGACGUCAAUAUGGCACCACCAAACUCUAAGAAAAAUUCAGCCGGACAAAACACGGUAUCGUUUGCGAUAAUAAUAACUUUCCUGUUUACGGCGAUCUUUGUACAACUGUGAUAAACGUCAUUACAUUUUCUUUUCGUUAGCCAAAUAACUAAUGAUGCGCCGUGAGAAGAAUUCAUUUCGAGUAAUAAAUCAUAUUUAUUUAAGUACAAAAAAAUAUUUAAGAGAUAUCCUUUUCUUGUGUCUUUAUCGAGAGGAGUAUUCCAACUUGAUAUACAUAUAAUAUGACGCAAUAAGGUUUCUUUUGCGAUGCAGAUCUGCGAUAUUUGUAAUAGACUAAACAAGUUAUGAUUGCAAAUACCAUAUACGAUUUUACUAUAAUCUCCUUUUACUGUAAUCUCUUUAAAUUCCUAUGUUUCUCAUGGAUGUAAUUACAUUUUGACGAUAUAUUAUUAUCUAUGAUUUUAUUUAUUGUUUAGAGUUCAACAAAUAAUCGUGAUUAUUGAUCGCGGGUUUCAUAUGAACACGAGUAACACGAUGAUCUUUUUUGGGUUAUUGCAGCAAUGAUGACGAAUUUAUUUUCAAGCAUGGACAAACUUGGAUGGCAUUAUCCACGUAUUAAACACAAGUUUACAGGAUUUCAAAAUAAUGAUAGGAAAGUGCUAACAGCCGUAUGACUUCGUAAUAUAAUACAUUGCCAUGUUUUAGACAAAGGUGAUAUUACCAUUAAAUUAUCGCGAACAAAAUUCUGUCUAGUACUUUUUAGUCAGAUUUUACGAAAUACGUAAGGUUGUAUAAAAUAAGUAAAGUUGCUGUAAUAUAGAAAAUCAUCCUUCGAAAUAUAAGAGAAAUGAAAUAGUUUUUAUGUACUUUAACAUGUUACUUAUACAAAAUAAAUAUAAACUUAUGUAUA